ACUAGCCCGGGGGGGCGGUAUUUUGGAUGACGAAAACUCUUUUGUCACAGUUGCCGCGAAUUCUGUACUUAUCUAACAAUCUCAGUUUCUCUUAGAAUAAUACAAUAAACCUCCAUACCACGACACAUUUAUGAUCUUCCACACCUUCAUACGUGGCUGCUCGGACCAAUUCUUCUUUUGCUUCAAUUAAUUCGCAAACUGGUGAUGUGGGUUCGUAGAUUUUGGUUCGGAGCGUGUAAUCUGAGGUGGGUUUUGCGAAAUGUUGCAGAAAUCUGAAGAAUUUCAUCGGCAAAAGCUGAGAUUGCUGAGAAAGCGGCGGUCUUGAAUGUGCAUUUUGUGGCAAGUUGUGUUGCUUUUGGGUGUUAUUAGUUGCUGGGUUUAGUUUGUUAGUGGGAUUUGAGAAUUAGGUUUGAUUAAUUUUGGUAUUGUGGUGAGUAAUUUAGAAUUGGUUUGUAGCAGGUUGAAGAGAUUGAUGAUGUUGUUGGUAGAAUUUGGGUGUUGGGUUUUCGGAUUGCAAGUGAUUUUUUGAUCUGUUUCUGAAUUAUGAUAAGUAAAAUCAUAACACAUUGAAAGAGCAAAAACUAGGGAUGGCUGUGGCAAAUAUGCUCGAGAAUUUUGUUAGAGAUGGAUCCUUCAAAUGGUUGCUUGGAAAUCGUAGCCCUUAUGAUGAAGAAUUGGAGGAUAUGGAAAAAUCCCCUUCUGCCCAGACGAAUUGGGUACCAGAGCUAUCUCCAAUUGCAAACAUAGUUGUCCGAAGAUGUUCAAAAAUCCUUGGUGUUCCUACAACUGAGCUUCGUGAAGGCUUCAAUUCUGAGGCUUCUGAAUCUAUAAAGCAUCCAUCGUGUUAUGCUAGGAACUUUUUGGAAUACUGCUGUUUCCGAGCACUUGCUCUGUCCACUCAAGUAACAGGUCAUCUGGCUGAUAAAAAGUUUCGACGCUUGACAUAUGACAUGAUGAUAGCUUGGGAGGCUCCGGCUGUUUCUAGCCAACCUUUACGAAAUUUAGAUGAGGAUUUAUCCGUUGGGUUAGACGCUUUCUGUAGAAUAGCUCCAGCAGUUCCUAUUAUUGCAAAUGUGAUUAUCAGUGAAAAUCUUUUUGAGGUGCUUGCAUCUUCUAGCAAUGGGAGACUUCAGUUGUCCACAUAUGACAAGUACCUAAGUGGACUAGAAAGAUCAAUAAGAAAAAUGAAAAGCCAAUCAGAGUCAUCACUUCUUUCUGCCAUGCGAUCAUCAAAAAGAGAGAAGAUUCUGGAAGUGGAUGGAACAGUCACUACCCAACCGGUUCUCGAGCAUGUAGGAAUUUCUACAUGGCCUGGAAGGUUAAUUCUGACAGACCAUGCACUUUACUUCGAGGCCCUGCGUGUUGUAUCUUAUGACAAGGCAAAACGAUAUGAUCUAUCAGAUGACUUAAAACAGCUUGUGAAAGCUGAGUUGACUGGCCCAUGGGGUACUAGACUGUUUGACAAGGCAGUCUUUUAUAAAUCAAAUUCAUUAUCAGAACCAGCUAUAAUAGAGUUUCCGGAGCUGAAGGGGCAUACACGUCGUGAUUACUGGCUAGCAAUCAUACGGGAGAUUUUAUACGUUCAUCGAUUUAUAAAUAAAUACCAGAUCAAGGGGAUAAAAAAGGAUGAAGCACUUUCAAAGGCAGUGCUUGGAAUUCUGCGACUACAAGCAAUUCAAGAAAUUAUCUCUCAAACUGAUUUAUGCUAUGAGGGUCUUCUAAUGUUCAAUCUUUGUGAUCAACUACCAGGUGGAGACUUGAUACUUGAAACCAUGGCAGAUUUGUCAACUUUUAAAAAAUUAGAUGGGUCUAACAAUUCUAAGUCAGGAGAUGGAAUGUAUUCAAUCUCAGCCUUGGAUAUGAUCUCUAACUUGGGAUUUGCAUUUGGAACAAGUUCUAAUAAUUCUGUUGAGGCUGGGCUUGCCGUGGGGGAGAUAACUGUGGGAGAAGUUACUUUGCUGGAAAGAGCAGUUAAGGAAUCUAAAAACAACUAUGAAAAAAUGGCUCUAGCACAAGCAACAGUAGAUGGAGUCAAAGUGGAAGGGAUCGAUACAAAUUUUGCAGUGAUGAAGGAGUUACUCUUUCCAAUGACGGAAUUAGGGAAGUGCCUGCUUUCUUUGGCAUUUUGGGAGGAUCCGUUGAAGUCUUUGCUUUUCUGUUGUGUUUUCACUUACAUCAUUUGCAGGGGAUGGCUGAGCUAUGCCUUUGCAUUGAUGCUCGUCUUUAUGGCGGUCUUCAUGGUUCUCACUCAAUAUUUUAGCCAAGGAAAGUCCACUCACGAGGUUAAGGUGUUAGCACCUCCAGCGAUGAAUACGAUGGAGCAGCUUUUGGCUGUUCAGAAUGCCAUAUCUCAAGCUGAAGAGAUCAUCCAGGAUGGGAACGUUGUUCUUCUCAAGCUACGUGCCUUGUUGCUGUCCCUUUUUCCUCAGGCGAGCGAAAGAUUUGCGAUAGCUCUUCUAGUUAUGGCUUUGGCUCUGGCUUUCAUGCCCGUCAAGUAUAUUGUUCUAUAUAUCUUUUUUGAGACUUUUACAUGUUAUUCGCCGAUGAGGAGAUCGAGCACGGAGAGAUGGAUGAGAAGAUUGCGAGAGUGGUGGUUCAGCAUACCAGCGGCGCCCGUUAUUCUUGAAAGAGAAAAGGAAGAGAAGAAGAAGAAAUGAUGAUGUAACUAUUUGUGAAAUGUAUAAUAUAUGUCCAGGUAACGUUUUUCUGUACUACAUAGAGAGAAAGUGUGUGUGUAUAUCUUAACGAGGAAGUCGAAAUAAGCUCCUCGUAUGAAAUUUAAGGAAAAAAGAAAGAAAAUAAAUAAAUAAAAAGGUUUGUUUGUCCAAUUAAUA
Malus domestica (apple) is the source of this 2834-nucleotide messenger RNA. RefSeq lists its product as uncharacterized. The record is from RefSeq and is a predicted model, not a curated record. NCBI's taxonomy places the organism in Eukaryota, Viridiplantae, Streptophyta, Magnoliopsida, Rosales, Rosaceae.